Neoarius graeffei (lesser salmon catfish) is the source of this 4746-nucleotide messenger RNA. RefSeq names its product tripartite motif containing 25, like (gene trim25l). Gene Ontology annotation, molecular function: protein binding; zinc ion binding. The transcript has 20 exons. The coding region runs from base 85 to 2712 and encodes 875 amino acids. NCBI's taxonomy places the organism in Eukaryota, Metazoa, Chordata, Actinopteri, Siluriformes, Ariidae. The record is from RefSeq and is a predicted model, not a curated record.
ACCCUCCUCAUAGUGUGUGAAGCUACUUGGCAUUUGCUUAAAGUACCAUAAGUGUAUUCGCUCGAUUCUUUCUUUUGUUUAAAAAUGAGUCGGGGUCGUCUGUGGACAGAGGAGCAGUUUAACUGCCCCGUUUGCCUCGACUUGCCCACCGAUCCCGUGACGAUCCCGUGCGGUCACAGCUACUGUAUGGCGUGCAUCACCGACUACUGGGACUCGGAGCGCAAGAAGAGCGGCGCAUGCAGCUGCCCCGAGUGCCGUCAGACCUUCGACCCGCGUCCGGCGCUCUGCCGGAACACCAUGCUGGCGGAGGCCGUGGAGCAGCUCCGUCUGGGCAACCUCAGCUCGACAGCGCGCGAGUCCAUCCGCAACGCGCACCGUGCCGCCGCCUCUGCGUCCGAGCGCGGUGCGCGCGACCGAAAAGCCUCCAUGAAGCAACUUCCUGCCUCGAGCGUGCCGUGUGACCGGUGCACGGAGUCCAGAGCCGCCGUGAAAACCUGCCUCACGUGCAUGGCGUCGUUCUGCGCGAGCCACCUGAAACCGCACGAGAAGCAGGACAAGCUGAAGAACCACGAGCUCAUCGCGCCCACCGGAGACCUGACCGAGAAGAUCUGCCUCGCGCACAAGUACCUGCAAGAGUUCUACUGCCGCUCGUGCCAGACCUACAUCUGCUGGCUGUGCACGAGCAACCAGCACAAAGAUCACGAGAGCGUGUCCACGCAGACGGAGCGCGCGGAGAAACAGAAAACCCUGUUGGUUGUUCAGACGGAGAAUCUGCAGAAGCUACAGGAGAGAGAGAGGGAACUCAAAGACAUGAAGAAAGUUGUGGAGACACUCAAGUGCUCAUCCGACACAGUGAGUGAGGAGACAGACACGAUGCUGUGUGAGCUUCAGCACUCGGUGCAGCGUCUGGUGGAUCUGAUCCAGCAGGUCAUGAACACCAGCGGGCAGGAGAAGAUCGAUGAGGCCCAGCAGCUGGUAGACAAACUUGAAAAGGAGAUCAGCCAGCUGAGGAAGAAAGACUCUGAUUUAAAGGAGAUAGUGACAUGUCAGGACAACAUCUAUUUUCUCAAGACAUAUCAGUGUCUUUGCUCUCCGGAGUUCAGUGAGCUCGGCAGUUUUACAAUAAAUCAGGACACCUCGUUUGAUCCUGUACAAAACAUCGUUUUGGAUCUCAGGGAGAAAUUGGAGAACGUGUGCGACCAAGAGCUGGAUAAAAUUAACAAAACAGUGUACAGCACAGUGCCGUUCACAAUGACUGACCGACAGAGCGGACAGAAGCCAGCAAUUUUAAAAUUGUUUUCUGGAAUCGGAGCCAAAUCAUCAAGCAGUCGUACACGAGGUCCCCCUCCACUGCCCUCUGUUAGCGUUCGAGGCCCAGUUGGUAGAGGGACAAACUCACCAAGACCAAGAGCGAGUUACAACAGAGAGGAACGAGAGCAAGCUAAUAACCGGAGUGUGAGCUCUCUGAGACCAAGUGAGAGGCAGAGGAGAGAGGAAAGAGAGCAAGAGAGGGAGAUUCGAAACUCACCAAGAUCUCAAAGCAGACAAAGCACAAAUGAUAGCGAGGCUGACAACUGGAGCUUAAGUUCUGUUAGGUCCAGAGGCAGACAGAGGAGAGAGGACAGAGAGACAGCCAAUGGAGAAGUGCAGACUUCCCACAGACCUCAGGAGACAGCGAUGACCAGACAGCAACCACAGAGGCAAUCUGACAGCUGGAGCUUAAGUUCCAUCAGAUCCAACAGAGACAGAGAGCGGAAAGAAGAGAGAGAAACAGCUAAUGCAGAUGUGCAGAGUUCACCCAGGAUACAGCGGACAGCAACAGCCAGACAGCAGCCUGAAAGACAAUCUGAUCGCUGGAGUCUGAGCUCAUUGUUACCAAAAAACAGGAGGAAGAGACAGGAGUCAGUGAAACAGACCACGCCUAUCCAACAGGAAGUAGAGUCUUAUCAGGAUCAGUGGGGAAACCAGACUGAAGUAAAUCCUGGACUUUUCCUGGAUUCUCCAUCUGCAGACGCUUCCAUCUUCCCUGCCUUUCCAUCUUCAACAUCCCACUCUCUUUCCCCUGCACUGAGAGAGAUCGACCUCGACAGCAUUCAAGCUCCUGAGCCAAGGAGCAGAGACGAGUUCCUGCAGUAUGCUUGCAUGUUGACCUUUGACCCCAAGACGGCUCACCGACGAUUAGUUCUCAGUGAAGAUGACACAAAAGCAACACUGCAUGCCUCCACCCAGUCAUACCCCGAUGUCCCUGAGCGAUUUGAUAGCUGGACGCAGAUUCUCAGCCUCCAGCCGCUCAGUUCGCAACGCUGUUACUGGGAGGUGGAGUGGCGUGGACGGGGCUCUUCAGUGGGUGUGGCCUGUACUUCCAUGCCUCGUAAAGGUGCAGAUGCAAGGGCAGGGCUUGGCUACAAUAUCCAGUCAUGGAGUUUGGAGUUGUCAGACAUGUGUUGCGCUGCUAUGCACGCUAAUCAGAAGCAGGAGAUCUCAGUGACGUACUGCCCCCGAGUUGGGUUGUUUCUGAAUCAGGAAGAGGAGUCUCUGACUUUCUAUGGUGUUGACGAUGUGCUUGUUCACCUACACACAUUUCAUGGCAUCUCAUCCAGUCAGCCGAUAUUUGCUGCUUUUGGCGUUGGGAGUGGAGUCGGAGUUGGCCUCGACUUUGCCAUGGGAAACUUCAGCUCAUCCCCAGACAGCAUUAAAAUCUGUCCCCUCUAACCAAGAUCAUUACCUCAUCUUUUGGCAGGGUAACUGAUAUUACAAUUUUAUUUAAAAUAAAAACAAGUAAGGUUGUUACUUCGGCCCUCAGUUUAAGACAUUUUGAGAUUUGCACUGAAGUUUGUGGCCAGUGCAGUCCCUCUGAUGCCAUAAAGAAGUGUUAUGCAGUCCUCAUCUACUCAAAUGCCAUUUUCAAAUUUAAAUAUUGGUUUAACCAUUAAAAAUUGUUUGAUAAAUUUAGAUCAGCAUUAGUGUCCGAUUAAAUACCAUACUAGCCUUUGUCUCCCCUAUCAACCAGAGUAAUUUUCACCAAUCACAGAAGUCAUAGUCUUUGUUCCAUAAUAGGGAAAUUACUUCUCUUAUCCUAUAAACGUUUAAAAAGAAUGAAUUGGCCGGCUUCAGAUAUCUGCUACACCCUCUGAAACAAAAGGUACUGAACGGUACUUUUCCUUGUCAUUUUGGUCAAAACAAAUGGAAAUGAUGUUUUUGGAACUGAAAAUGUUUAUGUUUAAAGAUACAUGAUUAGAUUUUUUAUUAAUAUUGAUUUUAUUGUAUAUGCUUGAUGUUCAUUAUAGCUGGUGUGAAAGUGGAAAGGUUUAACUUUUUUUUAACUGCUGCUUUGUGUAAGUCAUGUUUUUAGCUGUUUCUGUGGGGGUUUUUUGAGUGAAAAAUAUAUACAAAAAUAUAAUUUUAAAGCUUCACCUUAUAUACAGUAUGUUAGGUAGGUAUAUAUAUAAUAUACACAUUCACUGGAUAUGAGCAAUCGCACACUCUGGCUACUCUACUACUAGAGGACAAAAUAAAACUGAGGAUGAAAUAAAAACUCUACUCGAAAACAAAACCCCAAAAAUGAUCAAGUAUUUAAAAGAAACAGAAAUAGCUAAAAGAAUAUAGUCGGCCCCCCAAUUAUUUCCUGGUCCACACUCCAGCCCAGUCAGUGGCGGUAAUGCACCUUUAAGUUGGUUUGCCAACCGCAAAAAAACCCAAAAGAAGAAAACCCAAAAAAAUAUAUAUUUUAAAAAAGCAACAAAAUGUGGGCAAAAUAUGGGGUUGGAGAUGGUAAGAAUGUUUUUUUUUUUUAAGAAUUAUUAUUAUAGCAGGGCGGCACGGUGGUGUAGUGGUUAGCGCUGUCGCCUCACAGCAAGAAGGUCCUGGGUUCGAGCCCCGGGGCCGGCGAGGGCCUUUCUGUGUGGAGUUUGCAUGUUCUCCCCGUGUCCGCAUGGGUUUCCUCCGGGUGCUCCGGUUUCCCCCACACUCCAAAGACAUGCAGGUUAGGUUAACUGGUGACUCUAAAUUGACCGUAGGUGUGAAUGUGAAUGGUUGUCUGUGUCUAUGUGUCAGCCCUGUGAUGACCUGGCGACUUGUCCAGGGUGUACCCUGCCUUUCGCCCGUAGUCAGCUGGGAUAGGCUCCAGCUUGCCUGCGACCCUGUAGAAGGAUAAAGCGGCUAGAGAUAAUGAGAUUAUUAUAGCAUUUUUAACAAAUUGCUCCUGUCAUUUCGCCAGCUUGUUUACAUUCUAAGUGGAAAUUAUUUUGUCGGACGUUUUGUUUAAAGUUUUUAUUUAUCGAAUUUGCAAAAAAUAAAAAUAAAAGUGCACUAUUUCUCAAAAUCCAGUGAAUGUAGAUAGAAUAAAACAGUUAUUCCACUCAAUCUCGUUGUACAUGGCUCAUAGCCAACUUGGCUCAUAGCCAACUACGCACCUCGUCGGCUAUCAGCUCAUGUACGACUCGAUUUCAUGGAAUAACUGUUAAAUAUAGGAUGGGUAUUGUUAUCAUUAUCACCACCACAUGCCCCUUGGCAGGGAAAAGAGACACACUAAAGGUACAAAACAUGUCUCCGUUAUGAUACUAUGGCUUCGAGUCUAGUCCAGUUGUACAAUUUGGUAUCUUUUAUUUCUUAGAACGUAGGAGAGGCUAAGUUUAUUAUACACCCUAACAUCUUGCAUUCUUUAUACAGAAGAUUUGUUAACUCUCAAGGUUUUUAGUUUAGGGUUAACUGUUGUAUUUAUUAUGUUGUAUUAUGUGGUUUGCGUUU